GUUCUUGUAGCAGCAGCUGAUAGCUCCGCUGUCAACAGAAGGCUGGAAACCCGCUGCGGCUCAGACACGAAAAUAAUCCAAAAGAGAACAGAGUCCAAGCUGCGGAGGAACAGUCGUCUGUUUGGGACCCCCCUGUUUGACCUCCACUUCAGGGAGGAGGCCCAGCCCCCCCGCUGUCUGCUGCACAGGACGCUAUGAGCUCCAGAGGGAGUGGUGGCCGCUCCAACGGCGCCCUGCCGCAGACCAAGAUCUGCCAGUUCAAGCUGGUGCUGCUGGGGGACAUGGCUGUGGGCAAGUCCAGCCUGGUGCUGCGCUUCGUCAAGGGACAGUUUGACGAGUUCCAGGAGACGACUAUAGGAGCCGCCUUCUUGGCCCAGUCCGUGUGUUUAGACGACACCACGGUGAAGUUUGAGAUCUGGGACACGGCCGGACAGGAGCGCUACCACAGCCUGGCUCCCAUGUACUACCGCGGGGCGCAGGCUGCCAUCGUUGUUUUCGAUAUCACCAAACCGGAGACCUUUGAGAGAGCGAAGGCGUGGGUGAAGGAGCUGCAGCGGCAGGCCAGUCCUAACAUCGUCAUCGCUCUGGCUGGAAACAAGGCCGACUUGGCUGAGAAGAGACUGGUGGAAUACGAGGAGGCCCAGUCUUAUGCUGAGGACACAGGCCUGCUCUUCAUGGAGACGUCUGCCAAGACGGCCAUGAACGUCAAUGAGCUUUUCCUGGCUAUUGCGAAAAAGAUGCCAAAAACAGACACCCAGAACCCGACGCAUGCAGCACGACAUCGGGGAGUGAACCUCCAGGACCCGGACGCCCACUCCACCAGAGCCUGCUGCGGCGGCAACUAACCCUCCACGACCAAUCGCCCUUUCCCCCCCUCUCCCCUCCCCCAUCGCCACAGCCCUGAAAUCAUCGCGUCAUGUAGAAGCAGCGUGCAAAGGAGGAGCCGUAAGCUAGGGAAACCUGCCGAGCUCUCACCUCUGCACGCCGCCUCCAUCCUCCCGGCCAACUCCAAGGAACGUGGAAGACAUUCGAACGAUGGCGGCUGAAUUCAGGGCGGAUACACAAGUUUGCUCAUCAUGCUUGUUUCAGGACUUUGCUUUGGGUAAUCAGAGGCAAACGCAGAGAUUGAGAAGUGGAAAAAAUCGAAGGACGUGAAAACCUUGCUGUAGAAUUUAGCACUAAUGGUGAUUUGUUUUUUUCUUUCUGUGUUUUCUCUGCCUUCACCAUGUUGCAUAAAAAGGGCCCAAACUGAACAUCACCUGCUUUUGAGUGGACCUAAAAAAGGAGAGAACCAACAGAAAGGGAGCUUUCCUCUUCUCCUUCUUUGUGGAUUUAGCUUUUGCCUCAUUUUGAUCCAACUCUUCUGUGAACACUGUCCCGUACCGCCAUCCUGGAAUGAUCCGUACUCCUUUCACCAAGCUUCCCCCAGAGAAGCAUCCAUGACACAACUUCUCAAACGUGUCCGCUUUAUCAAACAUCUAGACUCCAUUGUGUUUUGGCUGCAACAUUCCAGCCAGUCCUAACCAUGGCCGGCGUUCUGCAUAGAAUCUUCAAUUGACUCCAGGAAGCCGACUUGGAAGCUCGCACAGCCCAACCUGUUUGCAUUUAACCUAUUUAUGAUGCAAUGUUGAAAAAUCCCUGCAGUGUAGUGCAUGAGUAACAAUAGAGACAGAAGCAAACUUUACCACGACACUAUGGGGUUGAUGAGGAGCGUAUGCGACGUGGCCAAUCUUAAAACGCCUGCAGCAGGGAACCCAAAGAGUUUAGAUACCAGAAUCGUACUGUGAGUAGAUCUUUUACGGGGAGUGGCCAUGUCUGCUUCUGUGCAUGUGAAAAUCCUGUCCUCAGAUAACCCCAUGGUGACAUUUGUUUAGUUACCUAAAGGAUAACGGAUCUAGAAUGAACCAUGUUGUCCUGUAGGAUCUUCUCUGGCCAUCUUCCGGAAGGCGUCCCUCUUGUCACGGUGAUCUCGGAUGGCUUUGUGAAUUAACUUAUUUUCAAACAAUGCUCUUGAGUUGAGUGAAGCGUGCGUGGUAGCGGCCGGGCCUGGCUGAAGAAAAGAGGAAAAUGGUGGAACAGAAGUGCCUACUCCCAGUUUUCUUUCCCCUUGGUGUGUGGUUUGCAGACGGGUGCAGGAGAAGCAGUUCCCUGACUCUGGCUCGUACUUAAAACAACGUGACGCCUUGUUAAGCUACACUAACGGCUCUUUGAAUGGAUGUAAAGAGAUUUAGUCAGACACUGUAUGUCGUAUAUUGUCCCUAUUUUAAUGAAAGUGUAGGUUGAUUUUAGCAGAUCGCUCCUGUGACCCUGGAAUGGAUUGUUCAAAGGACUCUAAUCAGUGUUAUAAAUCUAUUUGAUUUAAACCAACAUUGGUGUUCUGUGUGAUUUCUUAUUUUUUUAUUUAAUUGCAAACUUAAAAACAAGAAACAG
This is a messenger RNA of Cyprinodon variegatus (sheepshead minnow), 2430 nucleotides long. It is a transcript of the gene rab5b, whose product is annotated as ras-related protein Rab-5B-like. Gene Ontology annotation, molecular function: GTP binding; GTPase activity. Lineage: Eukaryota; Metazoa; Chordata; Actinopteri; Cyprinodontiformes; Cyprinodontidae. The coding region runs from base 195 to 845 and encodes 216 amino acids. The record is from RefSeq and is a predicted model, not a curated record. The transcript is spliced from 6 exons.